AUGAGUGCAGAUGAAAAAGUAUUAUUAAUUCGAUCUAAAGUAAAUUUGGUGCAAUUUGAAAAUCCAGUAUUGAUAUCCAACAAUAACCAGGCUAAACAAGAUACAAAUUCUGUUAAAACCAAUGCUCACCCAAUGGAAUCUGGGGACGAUGUGGACGAGUGCGAGCGACAGAGUUGUGAUGACGUUUUGAACAGCAUAUUACCGCCAAGAGAAUGGGAAAAGGACGGUAAAACAUUUCGUCAAUGUAUAUCCAAUAAACCAGCUACCGAAAUCAAUGUUAAGAAACUCAAUGAGAAGUUCGAUACACUUUUGAAACAAUAUAAUGCCAAGGAAGUUGGAAUUUGCCCGAUCAAGGAAGAAUUAUACAGGCAAUGUUUCAAUGAAGUCAUUAGACAAGUAACGUUAAACUGUACGGAACGAGGUCACAUGUUAAUCCAGAUUCGUGAAGAAAUCCAGAUGACCAUCGAUGCCUAUAAAGAACUUUACGAAAGCGUAUUAGCAAAUGGGAUUCGAAAGUUAUUACGGAGGGAACACAAAAAAUCCGAUUUAUCAAUUAGAGCGAAACAGCUGACUUCCGAAAACGAAAAUUUAGAGAUCGAGCUAGCCGAAAUUUAUUUGAUGACAGAAAAGCUUGAACGUGACGCGGCCGAACAGCGUGACGCGGCGAUCAAACGCCAAGCCGAAGAGUUGACAUCUCUGAAAAAAUCCAAUCAACUGAUUAAAAUUCAAUUGGAGUCAAUCAUCUCCCCGAAAAGAGUAUAA
Metopolophium dirhodum (rose-grain aphid) is the source of this 762-nucleotide messenger RNA. RefSeq names its product 33 kDa inner dynein arm light chain, axonemal-like. Bases 1 to 762 code for a protein of 253 amino acids. The transcript is spliced from 5 exons. Gene Ontology annotation, molecular function: dynein heavy chain binding. NCBI's taxonomy places the organism in Eukaryota, Metazoa, Arthropoda, Insecta, Hemiptera, Aphididae. The record is from RefSeq and is a predicted model, not a curated record. Gene Ontology annotation, cellular component: axoneme; filopodium.